GAACCGUACAGACCCGCCUGCCCAUCCCCCUUCCACCUCCUCAUCCCACACAUCUGUCCCCCAUCUUACCCCUCCUCGGCGCAAAACCCCCCUCUCCCACUCCCCGCCGGGCUCCGACUGGGCUCUCCACCCCGACAAGCCGAAGCUUUUCCUCCUCCCGCCGCGGUCGAAGCGUCAAAUUCCAACGGCAAUGGGAAUACAGAGGAGGCUGGACCGUCUCGGCCCCGAAGGAGGGAAGACUCUCCGGUCGAUCGAAAACGGAAACGCCUAGAAGAAAGCACGGGUCCUAGCGGCGGUGCCUCCUCUAGUGCCCCCACCGCCACAGAGCGUCGACCUAAAUCCUCCUCGUCCAAGAGCCGAAACACCACUUCCUCGCGCGACCCCUCCAAGCCCCGGCGGGGAUCCGGGAACCCGCUCUGGAUAUCCGACGACGCCGUCUCGAUAUUCACAGGCCACCGGGACUCGGUCGUCUGCCUCGGCUGGAACCCCCGCAACACGUCGCUUCUCGCUUCGGGGUCAGCGGACGGGUUUGCCAGAUUAUGGGAAUUCGACUCUCCCCCUUCUUCCUCUUCCUCCUCCUCCUCUGCUCCCUCCGCGGCGCUGGCCACAAGAGGCCCCUCCAUCGCCGUCAAACACACCUCGAUCGAGAGUUCCCGCAAAAACGUGACCGCGCUCGCGUGGCAUCCCGAGGGAUCCGUCAUUGCCACGGCGUCAGCAGAUGGGGUCGGCCGGCUCUUUACGCCCAGCGGCCAGUUGCAGGGGAUUAUGAGUUAUGGGCGGGGGGCGUUGAAUGCGAUCAAGUUUAGUCCGGAUGGGCGGAGCGUGUUGACGGCCAAGAAUGACUUUGUGGUCAGUCUGUGGACGGUCGGGAAGGGGUAUGAUCAGAUUAUGAAGCGGAACUAUGAUAGUCAUACGAAGGAAGUAAACGAUGUCGACUGGCUAGACGACACAGUCUUCGCUACGGCCGGAAACGACCACACCAUCUUCAUCUUCCACACCUCCGACAAGCAUAUCCGCUACACCCUCAAGGGCCACACCGACGACGUGACGCGCAUCAAGUGGUCUCCCUCUGUCAGCGCCACCGCGCCCGCCGAAUCCCGCCUGCUCGCUAGCGUCUCGGACGACGGGUACGUCAUGGUUUGGAAACUCCCCGCGUACCCCGCCGAGAAGGCCGAGAAGGAGCGUGGGGGGCGCGGGGGCACACGGUCGGCCAGUCCAGUCAAGGCAGGUACGCCCGGUCUUGGUCCCGGCGCUGGUGCUGGGGCUGGCGCGGGUCCCUCUUCUUCGCACGGCGCAGGACCAGGCCCAGGACAAGGUCCACAUGGACUGUCCUCUGAGAGUGAAGAUUACUUUGAGGGGCAGGGAAAGAAGGGGAAAGAAGGGAUCGAGCACUGCGUGGCGAGGUUGUGCGUCGUCGAUGCCGAGAAUAAGAGGUUGAAUGCGCUAGAAUGGAGUCCGGCUUGCAGAGACGGGAGAAUGCUGCUGGCUGCUGGCGCCCAAGACUCCACAGUCAAGAUAUUCGAUAUCUCCACAGGCCAGCUCCUGCAUUCCUUAUCCGGUCUCGAAUCGGGAACGGCCUCGUUGACAUUCUCGCCAUUGGGCAUACCGGGCUUCCCCCUCGGCGCACUGGCGGCCGGGGGGUGGAAUGGGCAGUUGGGGGUGUGGGAUGUGGAAUCGGGGGAGAAGAGGGGGGAGUGGGAGGUCGAUUUGGAAGGGGAUCAGCAGGGGCCGGGGAUCCUUGCGCUCGACUGGCGGAAUGAUGGCAAACAACUCGCAUUGGGCUUGCAGAAUAAGCUGGUUGUGACGGUCGGAACGGAUCUGGAGGGGAUGGCGCAAAGAGCGAAAGGGAAGAAGGUGGAGAAGAAUGAGAAGGCAUAG
Molecule: messenger RNA, 1878 nt
Organism: Dioszegia hungarica
Lineage: Eukaryota; Fungi; Basidiomycota; Tremellomycetes; Tremellales; Bulleribasidiaceae
Product: WD40-repeat-containing domain protein
Exons: 5
Biological process (GO): regulation of transcription by RNA polymerase II
Cellular component (GO): histone deacetylase complex
Molecular function (GO): transcription corepressor activity; protein binding
Source: RefSeq, a predicted model, not a curated record